Dendronephthya gigantea is the source of this 4317-nucleotide messenger RNA. RefSeq lists its product as uncharacterized. The record is from RefSeq and is a predicted model, not a curated record. Gene Ontology annotation, cellular component: cell surface. Gene Ontology annotation, biological process: cell-matrix adhesion. The transcript is spliced from 19 exons. NCBI's taxonomy places the organism in Eukaryota, Metazoa, Cnidaria, Anthozoa, Malacalcyonacea, Nephtheidae. Bases 295 to 3777 code for a protein of 1160 amino acids.
UAAGAAACUCAUGAAAAAAGAGUCGAUGUGUUAUGGGAACUCUAUAUGUAUGAUUCCAAUAUUUCUAAUCACCGCAGUCCGGAUCUGUUCGGGUCAUUAUUAAUGCAGGGGGAACGUGUUAACCAUGAAAUGAAUUUAUAUUAUUGAAAAAAAUCAGCUGCCCCCUCACCUCAUAUCACAUAGAAACAAUGUUUGUUUUUUAAUAUAUGCAAAAAUAAAAUAUCUGCAUUAAUAAAUAUAAAUAUAAAUUCUACACGCCCGGGCUUCCAGUGAGGCAGUGACAGUUCACGGUGAAUGUUUCUUGGGCUUCCAAAAGAAGUUCUCAAAAUUGUGACGAAGAUGAGACCUCGCUAUUUAGUCUGCUCGAUAUUUUUUACAGUUCUAAUUUCACAUGAAGUACUAUCCGCCGCAAAAAAACGGAAGCCGGGUGGUCUCACCGAUAAAAAGAAGUUGGAUCUAAAGGAUGGCAAAUUUGACAAACUCUCAGACCAAGACUGGAAGAAAACAAGACCGGAUGACAUUGAUAAAAUACCCAAAGACAAACUGAAAGGUGCUGGACGCGAGGCAGUGAAAAACCUGAGUAAAAUAGCUGUCAAAGGAGGGAAGGAAGUUGUGGAAAAACUGGCCGAAAAAUUGAAUUGUUCCCAGCUUGCUGAUUUCCUUAAUGCGACAUCAAAAUCGGAUUGUGCAGUGUUGAAAGGUCUGUCUGGCGCGAUUAAGAAAUGCCGAGGAAAACACACAAAGGAAAAUAUGUUCGACCUCGGGGUCCUGGUGCGAUGUGGUUUAGUGAAAAAUAUCAGCAAAGAGGAGUUUAGAAAGGCGGGUAAAGAGGGAAAAUUUAGGGAUGCUUCUAAAAAAGAUAGGGAGGAAUUUGCUAGAGAAUCUGAAAAAAAACUUGGCAAUGCAACAAAAUGGGGGAAGAAAGAUCUGGAUGUCGUGAAAGAUGUUCUUGAGGAAAUACCGUCAAAAGUCCUUAAAAAAGUUCCGAAAGAUGUGCUGAAAGAGACUUUGAAAGAUGGCGGUGGAAAGGGUGGUCUGAAACUGAAGAAACAGAAGAAAAGUGACCUGUUCCGUCAUCUUUUCAAAGGACAAAAGAAUUUAACACGGGAAAACAUCACUUGGAUCUGCGAAGCUGGAUUUGAGUCCCAAUUACGCCUGAAAGACUUAAAGGAUCUUCCAAAAGAUUUCCUUAAGGGAAAAUCAAAAUGUUUUGGAUCUGAUAAAGCUCAUCCGUCCGUUAGGAAAUCGUUCACAAAGAAACUAUGUUCUGGACAAACCCACUUCACCAACGAAACGGCUAAAGUGUGUGUGUACGCCUUGGGAGAUAUGAAACCAAGUGAUAUGAAAAACGAGACAAUUGCGAGACUCCUGUUGAAAAAAUACCUUGAACUGCCAAAAAAUAAGAGACCCAAAGUUGAGGGAGAAAUUUGUCGAAGGCUUGCUGCGGCGUUCAUAAGGAAGUACGGGCGAAACGAUACAGUUAAGGCUGGCGCCUUGGUAAAGUGUAUGUCUCUGAAAUCUGUGAAAGAUAUUGUCAAAAGUAAGCCAGUUUUGAGAGAAAUGGCCAAAUCGAAGGACAAAGGAUUAAAACGAGAUAUUGUGAAAGAAAUGCUCAAGAAUAAGGUCGAAUUCGGCAAGUCACUUCUUCAGUUCAUUGGCGAGAUGAAAAUUUCGGAAGUUCGGGGAUUACCGAACACAACGUUUGACUUGGGUGAUGAUGAUGAAAAUGAAGAUGUUAAUUUGGAAGAGGAUGAGUCUAAAGGCGAUUGCAAAAAAGAUGAUGAUGAUGCUGAUGAUGAUGAUGAUGAUAAUAAUGAUGAUGAUAAUGAUGAUGAUGAUGACAGUAAAGAUGAGAUCUGUGAAAAAGAGAAAAAAUUCAUUAUCAUGCGAGGAAUUGGCAAGAUCUCAGAACUCACGUUGCGAAAAAUCAUCAAAAUCGUAAAGUUGUUAAUUCACGGCGGUUUUACUGAGAAGGACAUUGAAGAUUUGAACCCUGAGGAGUUCUCAACAAUAGUUGCAAUUCUAACGAAAAGAGAGAACGCGUUCUCGUGCAGACAAGCUAAAAAAGCCGUAAAAAGAUAUAGAAUGUUGUACAGAAAUAUUUCCGAUGCUCUUGAUGAUAUGGAAGGUAUGAUUGCAUUCCUGAACGAAACAGAACUAGAUUCCAUGCUUCCUCACCGCUGCGAUGACGUCAUCAGAAAGUUGAGGGGGAGCGGAUUUCUGUGGAAAUGUCUGCAGGCAAAAACCAGAACGAACCGUACCAAAUUCAUCAUUAAAAAAUGCAACGCAGACCUAACGAAAAUAUCGGGCGAUGAGCUGGUCAACAAUGGACAUCUCUUGACCUGGCUGGAUCAAAGUGAAUUCGAUAAAAUCCCAGGCAAACUAUUCUUGGACAAUUUAGAUGAACUCAGAGAUAAGUUAGAAGAACAGAAGGAUAAAAAAGGUUUUGAAGACAGUAUCAAAAUCAUUACGGACAAAAUCGUUGGCGAACUAGGUGGGGCAGCAAAUUUGGACAGCGACGACAUUGCAAACCUUGGUGUUGGGCGAAGAGGACUCAAAAAGGACGAUGUAAAAGUUUUAAAAAAAGAACCUUUGGAUGAGUUACAGUUGAACGUUGAUGAAUUAGAUAGUGAAAUCGCAAAGCAAGUCUUCAAAUCGAGGGAAUCUGUGAGAAGUCGCAGACGACGGCGACGACGGAAUACAGACUAUUCGACAAAAGAUGCUGACUAUUUCCUGAAUUUGGGGCAAUCUAUUCUUGGGUUACCUGCAGGUGAGAUUUCCCAGAUUACUGACUCAGUCUUCAAAGAUAUUGUCGGGCAAGUCAGCCAGGUCACAGGAUGGGAGAAAGAACAGCUCACUGAAUGGGCUAAAAAGGCAGUUACUGUUUGGGGUGCCGCGAAUACUUUUGGAACGGACCAAUUGUUACUCCUUAACAACUUUGCGAAAGGAUUUAGCGCCUCGGAACUGAAGAGUAUGAACUUUAGUUCUGAUGACGUGAUCAGCAGUUUUGGUCAGGUGACAGGCUACACUGAUGAACAAGCCGAAGAAAUAUUUGCCAAGAUAAAGAUGAGUAAGGCUGUGUCAGCCAUGACUGGGGCAGAUCUCCUUCGACUGGGAACCAUCGCACAUGGAAUGACACCAGAUGACAUCAAAGCAAUCACUCAAGAGGCAUUUGAGGUUGCUGUUUCUCAGUUGGGUAAAAUGACGGGAUGGACAAAUGAACAAUUGGUGGAACUUAAAAACGAAGCGAAGGUGGCGUAUGGUGAGACAAACACAUGGGAUGGUGGUGUAUUGUCUACAGUCAAUGUGAUCAUUGGUGGUUUCACCGACGACGAGGUAAAAAAUCUGGAGUCUGAUGACCUUCAGUACAUCUCAAAAGAAGCAAUCGCCGCUUUACCCCCAAGCAAAUUCAAGCUUCUUUCCGCUGACCUUAUUCGAGAACUGGAUGGGGAACAAGCUCAAAGCGUGACUGACGCUCAGAUAUCGGAGUUAUCCGAGGAACAGAAGAACGCUUUGGACAGCGCGAAAUCUGGUGCUGGUGGCAAUAAUACCAUUGGUGGCACAACAGCCAAGCCAGGCACAUCGAAACCAUCCAUCCCGGACACAGGUAAUGGUGGUAGUAAUGGUGUAACGCCAACUAACCAAAUAUCAACUAAAGAUAAAACUAAUCAGAAAUCUGGUAAUGGCAAUGCCGGUAAUGGUUCUGGUUCAACAGAAAUCGUUUUUGGCUUCAUCUCUCUUCUCCUGCCAUUCCUGGCCUCUCAAAUCUUCACCUAAGAAGACACAAAGAUUUUUAGCUUUUAGUUCUAAAUCAUAUAAUUUUUUUUCGAGAACUUCAUAUAUCAUAUUGUGUUUAUGACUUUUGUUAAAUCGUAUUGCAGUGCACUCUAAAUAGGUCAGCGUAAGAUAGUACAUCGUAUAUACAAGGAUUUCAAGUGGGAUUUUAGAACGAACAUUCAUAAUACAUCACAAGUAAUCCUAAUGCUAGGGCAGGGGUUUUUCGGUAAAAAUGAGUGUAUUGAUUAUUCUAAGCACAAAAUCUAUUAUAGCAGUAUUAUAAUUGCAUGUAGUGGUAGGUGAAUUAAGACGUCGGAAUAUCGAUUCGUAUCCAGUAAGAUAUUCCCGGGCACAAACCAAAGUUGUUUGUCGAGGACUAUACAGCGUGACAUUGUCGCUUUUUAGUCUGUUCCGGCAUUACAUGAGCAAGCUGGGUUACAAACUGGUGUCUAUAUUUUAGUGCGAGUUCAUUUCUACGUGUGUAUUUGUAUUUGAUAACUGAUAAACUUGCAUAUAAUUAUAUUUAUUAUGCAUUACUAA